This is a messenger RNA of Closterium sp. NIES-65, 2265 nucleotides long. NCBI's taxonomy places the organism in Eukaryota, Viridiplantae, Streptophyta, Zygnematophyceae, Desmidiales, Closteriaceae. The record is from the annotation of a GenBank genome assembly.
AUGCACGAGCGGGAAGCGGAGCGGCUGCUGAAGGCGGAGAGGAGGGCGGCGAGCAGCGCUCGCCAAGUCGCGCCCCCCGCUAGCCCUGCUCAACGCGGCACACAAACACCGCCCUUCUCCGGCAGUGUUGUGUCGCCAUCCGUCAUCGCGCUAUCGACCCCCCUCUCGCCCCCGCACGCGCCCUCACACGAACCACCGCCGCCAGCGCGCCACCUUGCUCCCUUGCACAGCCCCACUCCCGCGCACGCCGCCGCUGACGCCAGCCCGUCGCCUCGUGGCCCGCCUCAUGGCGCGUCGCCCCUCGCGCCUCUCGCACAGCAGGGUGCCGGCGGAGACUCCAAAUCAUCGCCGUCGCGCCACGUGCAGCGCGUGUUCGUGUCGCUCAUCGUGGUCUUCGCCGCGUCGCUGCUGCUCCUCUCGCAGCUCCCCUUCAUCAUCUCCGUGCUGUCCCCCUUUUUGUCGCCGUUCGAUAUAAGCGUGGAGGAGGCGGAGCAGGUGGAGCAGGCGGGGGCGGCGCAGGUGGGCGGCGUGUGGUCGCAGCUGCGGGAGCACCGCGGCAGCCUCGCGCUGCUCUUCCUCACGCGCGGCCCCAUCCCCCUCGCUCCGCUCUGGGAGAAAUUCCUCCGGGUGCGUCGCUGCCUCAUGCGACUCCCCCCUGCGGCCCCCCUCUUCGUGCCUCCCCCCUCGUGCCUCCCCCCUCGUGCCUCCCCCCUCGUGCCUCCCCCCUCGUGCCUCCCCCCUCGUGCCUCCCCCCUCGUGCCUCCCCCCUCGUGCCUCCCCCCUCGUGCCUCCCCAAUCCCUCCUGUACACACUCUCCCUCCCCCUCCCCCCCAAACGUCCCUUUUCACUUCCUCCCCUCCCCCUCUUCCCCUCUCCCCCCUCCACCGACCUGCUUCCCGUCCCCCUCCUUCCCCCCUUCUCCCCGCUCCCCCUCCUCCCCGCAUCCCCCCCCAGGGCCACGAGGGGCGCUAUGCCAUAUACGUGCAUGCGUCCAACACGUCCUUCUCCUUCCCGCCCGGCUCCUCGCCCCUCUUCCGCGGCCGCCUCGUGCCGGGUGGAGAGGUGCGGUGGGGCGAGAUGUCGAUGGUGGAUGCGGAGAGGCGCCUGCUGGAGGCGGCGGUGCAGGACGAGGCCAACAGCUUCUUCGCGCUGCUCAGUGAGAGGUGGGGAGCGAGUGAGAGUGGGGAGCUGAGAGGUGGGGAGCGAGGUGAGAGGUGGGGAGCGAGGUACGCGGACCCCUACAGCACGUCGUUCGGGCGGUACAUCCCGCAUAUCUUCAUGCCCGUCAUCCGCCGCCACCAGUUCCUCAAAGGCAACCAGGUGCGGUGCUGUGCGGCUCACAGGCAACCAGGUGCGGUGCAGUGUGGCUCACAGGCAACCAGGCAGUGGUUCAUCUUGCAGCGGCGGCAUGCGGAGGCGGUGGUGGGGGACACGCUGCACUACGCCAAGCACAACCUCAGCUGCGCCGUCAGUCCACCCCCUUUUUCCCUGCCCCCCUUCGUCUCUGCGUGUUACAGCCUCCUCCGUUCCGCUGCUAUUCUAGAUCAUGCGGGCCGUGACAACCUCUCCCUCACAUGCAUCUUCUGUCGCUGUCCCUUUCGGUUGCAGUGGGGCAAGCUGUGCUGUGCGGAUGAGCAUUACAUUCAAACCUUCUUGCAUGUGGAGGCCCUUUCAUGCAUGCAUCGACCCGCUCAUGCAUCAACCCCCUCAUGCCAUCUCACCCACGCCCCACAUACCAUGGCCCCCCUCCCCCUGCAAUGUCUCCCCUGCCACGCUCCUCCCUGCAUUCUCCCCCCCACACCACGCCAUGGCCUUCCCUGCCAUGCUGCUGCGCAGAUGACAGACCCUCGCGGCAUAUCGCGCUACCCCACCACGUUCACGGACUGGAGUGCCAACGACUGGCACCCCUCACUCUACCUGGGCGCCAACAUGACAGACCAAGUCAUCACCACCAUCAAGACGGCAAGGCAGUUCAUCACCUAUCGCUCUUUCUGGCAGGACUUCAAGUCCAACUACUCCCAUGUGCGUGCCGUUCCCUUGUAUGCGUAUAACCAACCCCUCUGCACCGCAGCCUCCUCUGUCGACUCAAAGCUCGCCUCUCCCGCUCCCCGUCCACCCGUGAGUGGCUCUCCCCACCAGGCGGUGGGCAACGGGCAUUGUGUGCUGGGGGGGGAGCCGCGCAACUGCUUCCUCUUUGCGCGCAAGUUCCACCCCUCCACACUACCCUUCCUCAUGCGCAAGUCCCAGCAGCUCCUCGGCUUCUAG